Molecule: messenger RNA, 1738 nt
Organism: Lolium perenne
Lineage: Eukaryota; Viridiplantae; Streptophyta; Magnoliopsida; Poales; Poaceae
Product: serine carboxypeptidase II-3-like
Biological process (GO): proteolysis
Cellular component (GO): vacuole
Molecular function (GO): serine-type carboxypeptidase activity
Source: RefSeq, a predicted model, not a curated record
GCGCCGACGACACAGAAGCAGCGCGAUGAGGAGGACCGAUAAGUUGUUCUUGCUGGUGGUAAUGCAAUGCCUCGCGCUGGGCUGCAGCACGGCGGCGGCUGUGAUCAGGCCGCGGCGGCAGGGCGACUACCUGCGCCGGCUGCGCGGGUCGUUUUCAGCACGCCAGUCGUCGUGGAAGUCGUCGUCCUCGCUGCCGGCCGUGGAGGAGACGACGGACAGAAGAAAACCUUUACCGGCGGAGGCUGGACGCAAGGAGGCCGACCGCGUGGAGGCGCUGCCCGGGCAGCCGGGCGGCGUGGACUUCGCGCAGUACGCAGGAUACGUGACGGUGGACGCGGCAGCCGGGCGCGCGCUGUUCUACUACCUCGCCGAGGCCGUCGGCGGAAACGGCAGCGGCUCGUCGUCGAAGUCCAAGCCGCUCCUCCUCUGGCUCAAUGGAGGUCCCGGGUGCUCGUCGCUGGGGUUCGGCGCCAUGGAGGAGCUCGGCCCGUUCCGCGUCAUGAGCGACGGCAAGACGCUCUACCUUAAUCCCUACUCCUGGAACCACGUGGCGAACGUGCUGUUCUUGGAGAGCCCGGCAGGGGUGGGGUACUCGUACUCCAACACGACAGCGGACUACAGCUCUAGCGGGGACGGCCGGACGGCGGAGGACACGUACGGUUUCCUGGCUAACUGGAUGGAGCGCUUCCCGGAGUACAAGGGUCGCGAGUUCUACAUCACCGGUGAGAGCUAUGCCGGCCACUACGUCCCCCAGCUCGCACACGCCAUCCUCCGCCAUGCCUCGCCGGCCAUCAACCUCAAAGGCAUCAUGAUUGGGAACGCGGUGAUCAACGACUGGACGGACAAUAAGGGCACGUACGACUUCUUCUGGACGCACGCGCUCAUCUCCGACGAGACGGUCGACGGUGUCAACAGGAACUGCAACUUCACCGCCGGCGCCGCGUCCAACAAGCUCUGCGACGACGCCUACAGGUCGGUCGGCGAGAGCGUCGUGUAUAUCGAUAACUACAACAUCUACGCACCAAAAUGCCAGUCGGAAGGACUCAUCACGCCCCCUGUCACCCCCUCGGUUGAGAGAUUUGAUCCGUGCACAAGUUAUUAUGUGGAAGCCUACCUCAACAAGCCAGAUGUACAAAAGGCACUCCACGCAAACGUCACCCAUCUCGAUCGCCCAUGGUUAGCUUGCAACGAUGAGGUUUUCAGAAGCUGGGUCGAUAGCCCCACAACUAUCUUGCCGAUUAUCCCGGAGCUGAUGAAAAACAACAUCAGAGUCUGGGUGUACAGCGGAGACACCGACGGGAAUGUGCCGGUCACUUCCACAAGAUACUCUAUCAACCAGCUCCAGCUAUCUGUGGCUGCAAAAUGGAGGCCGUGGUUCACCAUUACUCAGGGUGCUGAAGAGGUGGGUGGGUACGUUGUGCAGUACAAGGGCAACCUCAGCAUGGUAACCGUGAGAGGAGCAGGCCAUGAGGUCCCCAGCUACCAGCCGCAGCGAGCGCUUGUGCUUGUCCAGUGUUUCCUCGCGGGCAAAACGCUCCCUGGCUGCAAGAAAUGCCUACUGUAGGUGUAGGAGAACUUCCGUUCAGUACAAGGAAUAAGCAGAAUCCUAUGAUACUACAUAGGAACUCAUGCACUUCGCAGAUCAAUCAACUGCAGGUCAGCAGAUGCUUUUAUAUAGAUAGAGUGAGCAGAUCUGAAUAUUGUUCGCGAAUAUGGCAUGCUGAAAAGCGGAUGCUGC